AGCCCGCCCCGCCGCCGAGCGUCACGAAACCUGCUUGAAAUGCAGCCGAGGAGCCGGGGCGGGCGGCAGCGGCGGCGGCGGCGGCAGCGGCAGCCCCGGCGCCGCGGCGAGAGCUCAGCGGGCUGAGACGCGGCGGUGGCAGCUGCAGGGGGCGCGGGCGCGGCGGCCGGAGCCCGAGCCGCCAUGGGCCGCCCCGAGCGGGACGCGCUCUGGCCGCUGGCGCUGCUGUUCCUCCUGCUGCGGCUCCAGCAUCUCACGGCGGCGGAACCCCUGCGCGGUGGCCAAGGGCGGGUCAAGGAGUGCGAAGAGGACCAGUUCCGGUGCCGGAACGAACGCUGCAUCCCCUCCGUAUGGAGAUGCGACGAGGACGACGACUGUUCGGACAACAGCGACGAGGACGAUUGCCCCAAGAGGACCUGUUCGGACAGCGACUUCACCUGUGACAACGGCCACUGCAUCCCUGAGCGAUGGCAGUGUGACGGCGAGGAGGAGUGCCCGGAUGGCUCAGACGAGUCCCAGGCCGCCUGCACCAAGCAGGUGUGUCCUGCAGAGAAGCUGAGCUGUGGACCCACCAGCCACAAGUGUGUGCCUGCCUCGUGGCGCUGUGACGGGGAGAAGGACUGUGAGAGCGGAGUGGACGAAGCCGGCUGUGUCACCUUGUGCGCCCCGAACGAGUUCCAGUGCAGCAACCGCUCUUGCCUGGCCGCCGUGUUCGUGUGCGACGGCGACGACGACUGCGGCGACGGCAGCGACGAGCGCGGCUGUGCUGACCCGGCCUGCGGGCCCCGCGAGUUCCGUUGCGGCGGCGACGGCGGCGCCUGCAUCCCCGAGCGCUGGGUCUGCGACCGCCAGUUCGACUGCGAGGACCGCUCGGACGAGGCAGCCGAGCUCUGCGGCCGCGCAGGCCUGGGGGCCACGUCCGCGCCCGCCGCCUGCGCCGCCGCCGCCCAGUUCGCCUGCCGCAGCGGCGAGUGCGUGCACCUGGGCUGGCGCUGCGACGGCGACCGCGACUGCAAGGACAAGUCGGACGAGGCCGACUGCCCGCUGGGCACCUGCCGUGGGGACGAGUUCCAGUGUGGGGAUGGGACUUGUGUCCCUGCAAUCAAGCGCUGCAACCAGGAACAGGACUGUCCAGAUGGGAGUGAUGAAGCUGGCUGCCUGCAGGAGUCAACAUGUGAGGGUCCCCGCAGAUUUCAGUGUAAGAGUGGCGAGUGCGUGGACGGCGGGAAAGUGUGUGAUGCUCAGAGGGACUGCCGGGACUGGUCGGAUGAGCCUCUGAAAGAGUGUGUUCCGCCAACAUCCCAGGCAAACAGGAGGCGGCCUAGGGGACUGAACGAGUGUCUGCACAACAACGGCGGCUGCUCCCACAUCUGCACCGACCUCAAGAUUGGCUUUGAGUGCACGUGCCCAGCAGGCUACAGGCUCUUGGACCAGCAGACUUGCGGCGACAUUGAUGAGUGCGAGGACCCAGACGCCUGCAGCCAGAUCUGUGUCAAUUACAAGGGCUACUUUAAGUGCGAGUGCUACCCUGGCUAUGAGAUGGACACACCGAGCAAGAACUGCAAGGCCGUUGCUGGCAGAAGCCCAACCCUAAUCUUCACCAACCGGCACGAAGUGCGAAGGAUAGACCUGGUGAAGCGGGACUACUCGCGCCUGAUCCCUAUGCUCAAGAAUGUUGUGGCGCUAGAUGUUGAAGUGGCCACCAACCGCAUCUACUGGUGUGACCUCUCCUACCGCAAGAUCUACAGUGCCUACAUGGACAAGGCCAGCAACCCGGCAGAUCAGGAGGUCCUCAUUGACAAGCAGCUGCACUCGCCAGAGGGCCUGGCAGUAGACUGGGUCCACAAGCACAUUUACUGGACCGACUCGGGCAACAAGACCAUCUCAGUGGCCACAGUGGAUGGCAGCCGCCGAUGCACUCUCUUCAGCCGUGACCUAAGUGAACCCCGGGCCAUCGCUGUCGACCCCCUGCGAGGGUUCAUGUAUUGGUCUGACUGGGGGAACGAGGCCAGGAUCGAGAAGGCUGGGCUCAAUGGCGUGGAACGGCAAACACUUGUGUCAGACAACAUUGAAUGGCCCAACGGAAUUACCCUGGAUUUGCUGAACCAGCGCUUGUACUGGGUAGACUCCAAGCUGCACCAGCUGUCUGGCAUUGACUUUAGUGGGGGCAACAGAAAGAUGCUGAUUUCUUCCCCUGACUUCCUGAGCCACCCUUUUGGGAUAGCUGUGUUUGAGGACAAGGUGUUCUGGACAGACCUGGAGAAUGAGGCCAUUUUCAGUGCAAACCGGCUCAAUGGCCUGGAAAUCUCCGUCCUAGCUGAGAACCUCAAUAACCCACAUGACAUUGUCAUCUUCCAUGAGCUGAAACAGCCAAGAGCUGCAGAUGCCUGUGAGCUGAGCACCCAGCCCAAUGGAGGCUGUGAGUACCUGUGCCUUCCUGCUCCUCAGAUCUCCAGCCACUCUCCCAAAUACACGUGUGCCUGUCCUGACACAAUGUGGCUGGGCCCAGACAUGAAGAGGUGCUACCGAGCACCUCAGUCUACCUCAACUACAACGUUAGCCUCCACCACGACGAGGACGGUGGCCAACACCACAAGAGCCCCUGGGACCACGGCCCACAGCCCCACUGACGAGAACCGCAGCACAGAGACCCCGAGCCUGGCAGCUGCGGUCCCGAGCUCAGUUACUGUUCCCUGGGCUCCCAGCAUCAGCCCGUCUACCCCAAGCCCUGCAACCAGCAACCACUCCCAGCACUAUGGGAAUGAAAGUGGCAAGAUGGGCUCAACAGUCACUGCUGCUGUCAUUGGGAUCGUUGUGCCCAUGGCGGUAGUAGCCCUGCUGGGCAUGAGUGGCUACCUGAUCUGGAGGAACUGGAAACGGAAGAACACCAAAAGCAUGAAUUUCGACAACCCAGUGUACAGGAAAACCACGGAAGAGGAGGAUGAAGAUGAACUGCACAUAGGGAGGACUGCUCAGAUUGGCCAUGUCUAUCCUGCAGCAAUCAUCAGCUUUGAUCACCCACUGUGGGCAGAGCCCUGUCUUGGGGAGACCAGAGAACUGGAAGACCCAGCCCCUGCCCUCAAGGAGCUUUUUGUCUUGCCGGGAGAACCAAGGUCACAGCUGCACCAGCUCCCGAAGAACCCUCUUUCCGAGCUGCCUGUCGUCAAGUGCAAGCGAGUGGCAUUAAGCCUUGAAGACGAUGGACUGCCUUGAGGAUGGGACCACUCCCUUCGUGCCUCAUGGAGUUCAGUCCCAUGCACUACACUCUCUGGAUGGAAGGGUUUCUGGAUAUGGGUCUGUGUGAGUGUGUGUGUGCGUGUGUGUGUGUAAUUUUUUUUUUAAUUUAUGUUGCAGAGGGGUAACCACAAAGUUAUGAUGAACUGCAAACAUCCAAAGGAUGUGAGAGUUUUUAUAUGUAUAAUGUUUUAUACACUUUUUACCUGGUUGCACUAUCCAUGAGGAAUUCAUGGAAUGGCUACUGCUGAGUGACUAACAUGAUGUACGUAACCAAAACAGGGCCGAUAGUACAGUAGCUUACUCAUCAUUUUAAAACUAUAUUUACAGAGGAUAUUUGAUUUUGGGGGGAUUUUUUAGGUUUUGGAGUUUGGGGGUUUUUUUUGUAAAUAAAAUGAUUAUGCUUUGUGGCUAUCCAUCAACAUAAGUAAAAAAAAGAAAAACACUUCAACUCCCUCCCUCAUUUAGGUUAUUUAUUAACAUAUUUCAAAAAUAAGAUUAGUUCUAUAAAUAAUUUAGAAACAUGAGAGUAUUUAUUUUUGGUAUGAUUGGCCCACCACACGGACUCCGUACAUUUAUGUUUAUGUGUGUGUGUGUAUAUGUGAAAGAGAGAAAAAUCUGUAGAGAAGAGGUAUACCUAUGGCCGUUGUUCAGAUGCAUAAAGAUAAGUUUAUUUUAAAACAGUCCACAAGAGGGGUAUCUAAUUUUCAGAAAGCCUUUGGAAAUUUGGCUCCAAAAACAGAUGCCAUGGUUUUUACAAGCAUGUAGUGGAAAAGGCAGAUCUUUUCCACCUCUGGCUACUCCUAGGAUCCCAAUCGGUCAGGAAAAGGCUUUUGGUUGGCACACAGCUUCUGUGACUCCCACCUGGGCUUUCUCUUCUGUGGCUGAGGCCUGUGUACAGGCUGUAAACAGUGCCAGAAGUUCUUGUGAGUUCAGGUGAGAACAUGCCUGAAGCUCGGCUACUCCUUGUUUGAAAGUUUAUCAUUUCGAGUAACUUCAUUUUCCUUCAGGACACUUGGGUUGAAUUCAUUAAGUUUCCUCUGAAGCACCCUGAUGGUGCCAUUCUUACUUACAGAGAGCUAAGUGGAGAUGGUUCUAGAACAGCCCAAGUUUACUCCAGGGACUGGCUCAGGCGGUGAAUCUCUGAGAUAUGCUAUAGAUGAGGAUAAGGAUGGUAGAAUAAGUUUUGUUACAGCUCUAUUUCUCCCUUCCCCUUACUCUCUACCACUUCCUUUAGGUGGGGAAAGCAUUCAAAGUAAUACAUAGGUUUGUUACCAUCAUGUGUCCAUAUAGAUGAAACUAAAUUGUGGCUUAAGUCAGAAAAACUGGCCAAAUGUAAGGUCCCAUUUGAGGGGGAAAUGGCAUACACAAUAUUAAAGUAUGUUGGAUAUAUAUGUUCACACAGGGAUUUGGUUUACUGCUUUGUAAAUAAAAGGAAAAACUGUGGGUUUAUGUAUAGAUUUUUUUUUUUCAUUAUGGACAUCUUCUUUGCCUUUCCUGAGCUUUGGGGGAGGCAGAGAGAAGUGUUCUUUUCUCUUUGUGGGGAUCUACCAUCGGAAACAUCAUCCUACAGUCCCAGAAGGAAUUAAGUCCCUGACGGCUCUCUGAUCCAAGGUGUUGUCUUUUCUUAAUUUAACUCUGCUGUUCUGCCACUUUACUCCCACUGGACAACCAGGGACAAGAUGUGACAAUGAAGUGUUUGGCUUAAGUAGAAGCAGAGGACUUAUAUCUAACCUUUAACAUACCUGAAAGUUGAUACAUUUAAGCAAAUUCCUCCUUGCUACUCUUUGGCUGCCCCACACUCAGUGAAGCUUGGGUGUCUCACCAGCUUUAUACCCUUUGAAUUUCCAGGCAGACAUUCUGCAUUUCUCUGCAUUUCUAUCACUCUGUUCCUAGGACCUUUUUCUACAUCACUCAUGGUCUUCUAACUUCUAAGAAAAGAACUGUGUUCUGGAGCCUGGGCACUAUGCUUUGCAUAAACAAGCAAUUUCCUCAUGAUAGGCAUGUGUUGAUAGUCCUGAAACAUUGAGAGGGUACAUUGACUUAGAAUGACCAAUACUGAACAGAAUUUUAAAUACAGGUGACAUACUCCUAUGGAGUUUAAUCACUUACUACUGUUUUUUCAGGAGUCGAAAAUAAAAUUAUUUUUGACUGGAGGAAAAUGAUGAAAGUGAAAAACAUUGUAAUUUACAUAAAACCACUUUAUCAUAAAAGAAUGUUUUUCUGUAACUGCCUCCAAAGAAACAAUUUCCUGGGGAAGUAAGUAACUAACUCAUAGCUUCUAAGCUUUCAGUCAGAUCCUGGCCCUUGCAGAAAAAAAUAAUGAAUGGGGAUCAGGAUGAUUCAACCUGAGAUCUCAAAAUGAUAAUGACAUCCAUUCUUGGAGACAUCCAUGUUUCCUUAACACGCUACAACUGCAGUUUGAAAGAAGCAGCUAUGUAGCAACCUACAAAAACCAAAUUGGGUGAUGCUCACAUGUUGGAUGGCAAUAAAAAGAUGAAAUCUGAGGAGCCUGGUCCAUCCUUCCCCUAUUCUUGGAGGCAUUUUGAGGCGUAGUUGCAUUUCUCUUGCCUUUUUGCCCCUGUGCCAUCAUAUGUCUACAGCCAAUAAUGAGCUGUAGAGUUAUUGGACUACAAAGCUGGAAGGGAGCUUGGAGAUGCCAGGAGGACAGAAGAUUUAACAGACGUUUCUUUCUUAAUUUAAGUGAAACUGGUCCCGGUCCUUUUCCUCCCUUUCCUUCUCCAGGAGACUACUGUGGGCUGCCUGAACACUGUACUGGACCUGCUACCUAUUUUAUGGUCUCUUUCCAGUGGAAUUACGAAGCCACUGGCAGAAAUGGCCUUCCAGAAACAGGGAAAACUAAAAUUUUAUUUAUUUACUCGUGAUAGCAUGCAUAUUUAUAAAACAGAUUGAGGUAACCUAUAACCUCAGAAUGGGAUUGGAAUUAAAUUUGCGGCAGUAAGUACAAUCACUCUCCAAUUCUCUCUCUGUGAUUGCAAUAUAUUCAUUCACUGAAACCAUUUGCUAAGUACCAGCUAAGUGCCAGGCACUGCAAAUGUGCAAGUCAAGCAAAGGUUUUCUGUCCUCUAGGAGCUCGCAAGAGCAGUAGAGGAAGACAUGGGAAAAAAAGAGGAAUAAAUUCUUUUCAGAGUACUGUUAGGGCACAAAGGAGAGAGAGUUCAUUUCUACCAAAGGAAGUGAGGAAUGGAGUCAAGAAAGGCAUUAUAGGAAAAGUGACCUUAAGCUAAGUCCUAAAUACUAAGUAGGGGUGUCCAGGCUGCUUCAGGUAGAAGAGACACUGGGCUAAGACAUGCGGCAUCUAAUUCAUUCUAAUGAGCAAAAGGCUUAAAGGGGACUUAGCAAAAGAAUGAGACUGGAUGGAAAGACAGGUUCAAUGUAAGCACUUUAUAGAAUACUAUUUCAUUUCUGAUUCAAUUAAGCAAACAUUUCUUGGUCAUUUAUGUGUACAUGGCACCAAGUGUAUCACGGAAAAUUCCUCCAGAUGUGUUUGCAGACACAACAGUCUUCAGCCUCAAGCUUUCAGUGACCAAAGGGAAAUGUGACUGCUUUUCCUGUAUUUGAGUCAAAGUCUUAUGAUAUGGUCAAUGAAAACUAAUGUAAGAGCAGUGGGAUUUUCACAGAACCCUUCCCUGUUGUCAAAAGCCUCUGAGAUUUUCUCAACAAUGAGAAAGAAAACUGGGACAUGAAGUCUGCAGAGGGGACUUCCAAGCACUGCCCAGCCAAGCACUGGUGAGAAUGGAGAGAGGGCACAGGAACCAGAGCCCCCCACCCCCUAAUGCCAGCCAUACACGCAUCAUUUCAUGGAAUAUAGAUAAGACGUUUCAGAGUAAAUAACUUCCCUUCUGAUCAAUGCAUGAAGAUAAGAGUAUCAGAGUCCUCACACUGGAUUUUUAGGGUAUUGGGGAUUUUCAGAAUAUGGAGAACUUAGAGGUAGAGGAAUUACAGCUUCAAAUUUUCAGUUAAUAGAAGAAAUUAGGAAGCUCUAUUCAUUCAAACUAUGCACCAUGUGCAUAGUCAAGAAUCAGCAGAAACCCUCUGCAUUUACAAACACUUUGUGCUAUAAAAAGUAAUUUUAAAAAGCCACCUGUAUAUGUGUAUAAAUAUAUAUAUUUAAAGACAUGAAGGUUUUGAUACUUUUUUACAAAGCUACAAGAGAAAACAAAUAUCUGUACAAACUAUGUGUUUUAAAAUAGCAUUUUGUUCUAUACAAACGGAGUGAAAUACUGGUUUGCAAACUCCAUCACAUUGUGCCCAAGUGAAUUUUCCUUGUUUGUCCUCCCCCCACACCCUCAAAUUACUGUAUUUGAUGUAACAGGCAUGUUAGAAUGUUGGGUCUCACUGACCGUUUCUGCUCUUUUUGUCUUGUCAUUCUGAGUUCCUUUAGCUUCUCUACUCCAUGCCCUUUGCUGUUUUCUCUUCCAGAGUCAAAGGGUGGUGUGCUGCAUCUCAUUAGCUGUACUGACAUCAUCUUGGUGAAUUAAAAACCAAAUGUGGACAUUUGUAAAAUCAGUGCACUGUUUCUAGAGAGAGAUUAAAUUCAUUUUUAAAAUCUG
This is a messenger RNA of Manis javanica (Malayan pangolin), 7808 nucleotides long. NCBI's taxonomy places the organism in Eukaryota, Metazoa, Chordata, Mammalia, Pholidota, Manidae. The record is from RefSeq and is a predicted model, not a curated record.